Lagopus muta (rock ptarmigan) is the source of this 1979-nucleotide messenger RNA. Its product is annotated as tubulin alpha-8 chain-like. Lineage: Eukaryota; Metazoa; Chordata; Aves; Galliformes; Phasianidae. Bases 160 to 1341 code for a protein of 393 amino acids. Gene Ontology annotation, cellular component: cytoplasm; microtubule. Gene Ontology annotation, molecular function: GTP binding; structural constituent of cytoskeleton. The record is from RefSeq and is a predicted model, not a curated record. Gene Ontology annotation, biological process: microtubule cytoskeleton organization; mitotic cell cycle. The transcript is spliced from 3 exons.
CCAUGUUCCAGGAUGCAAAUACUGCUUUGUGAGCAUCCGAUGUUUUCCCCUAAAGAAAGACACUGAAGUUGUACCAACUUCUUGCUGCGUUUGUUCAUGGAAGCUGUCUGUAGGUUUUUGACAUUUCCUUUUACGUAGUAUGUCAUCCCUAGGCACCACAUGCAGAACUCAGCAGAUAAAUUUUAUGUUGGAAUAUGUAUUUUUUCACUUGUAGAUGAAGUACGUACAGGCACAUAUAGGCAGUUGUUCCACCCUGAGCAGCUCAUUACUGGGAAAGAAGAUGCAGCUAAUAAUUAUGCCAGAGGCCAUUACACCGUUGGAAAAGAGAUUGUUGAUCUAGUGUUAGACAGCACGCGCAAAGUGGCUGAUCUGUGCACUGGGCUGCAAGGUUUCCUUAUCUUUCACAGUUUUGGAGGAGGCACUGGUUCAGGGUUUACAUCUCUGCUCAUGGAAAGGCUCUCUGUUGACUAUGGCAAAAAAUCUAAACUAGAAUUUGCAAUUUAUCCAGCACCACAGGUUUCUACUGCUGUAGUGGAACCUUACAAUUCAGUUUUAACUACGCAUACAACACUGGAGCAUUCAGACUGCGCAUUCAUGGUAGAUAAUGAAGCCGCUUAUGAUAUAUGUCGUCGCAACCUGGACAUAGAACGUCCCACUUAUACCAAUUUAAAUCGACUAAUUGCGCAAAUUGUUUCAUCCAUCACAGCUUCACUACGUUUUGAUGGAGCCCUUAAUGUAGAUCUGACAGAAUUUCAAACUAACCUUGUUCCGUACCCACGAAUCCAUUUCCCCUUGGUAACAUAUGCCCCUAUCAUCUCUGCUGAAAAAGCCUACCAUGAGCAGUUAUCCGUGGCUGAAAUUACCAAUGCUUGCUUUGAACCAGCCAACCAGAUGGUAAAAUGUGACCCACGUCAUGGUAAAUACAUGGCCUGCUGUAUGUUAUACAGAGGUGAUGUUGUCCCUAAAGAUGUCAACGCAGCUAUCGCUACUAUCAAGACUAAACGUACCAUUCAGUUUGUGGAUUGGUGCCCAACUGGAUUCAAGGUGGGCAUUAACUACCAGCCUCCAACUGUGGUGCCAGGUGGCGACCUUGCAAAGGUGCAGAGAGCUGUAUGUAUGCUGAGUAAUACCACUGCCAUUGCUGAAGCAUGGGCUCGUCUCGACCAUAAAUUCGAUUUGAUGUAUGCCAAACGUGCCUUUGUACAUUGGUACGUUGGGGAAGGAAUGGAGGAAGGAGAAUUUUCCGAAGCCCGGGAAGAUCUGGCUGCCCUUGAAAAAGAUUAUGAAGAAGUUGGGAUAGACUCUGUAGAAGCAGAGGCUGAAGAAGAGGAUGAAUACUGAAAAUGCGGAAGUAAUAGAAAGUGUGUUCUGUAACAGCAACAAAUGAAUUGCAGAAUCCUGUUCGCUUGCUUGCUUGUUUUCAGAUGCACUUUUAAAUGUUGUACUGUUCCUUUUUUUCUUUGUUACUGUUUACACACACAGUUGCUGCGUAAGAACCGUUUGAAAUUACAGUUCUUGGUAGCAUCUAGUCUUGCACAACGUAAAGAUUAAAUUACAAACUUGUGUACGUGUCUGUAACACUGUAUUUAUCUAUUUAUCUAUUUAUCAAUUGAUCUAACUGUAGUAAGGGUAAGUGCCAUUACACUUUUGGUCUGAACUAGAAUAUUUGCUAAAAGCACCAAACUUGCUACUUAAAAAAAUAAAAUUAAAAAAAAAAAUGGGGAGACUCAGCAGACCAAAGGUAAAAUUUUCCAACCAGCGUGCCCCCUUACACUCAGUUCCACCUUAGAUAGAAGGAAAAGAAAAUGUCAGAUGACCUGCUUUACAAUAGUCAUGUUUUGAAUUCCUACACUGACCUAUGAAAUACUUAUGUGUCCUUUAAUGCACAACUCUGUGGACACUGUAAGCUUUGAUCAGUUAAUAAAAAUUGGUCUUUUUUUUUUACCUGUUCUUACUGUUGGCAGAAAAUACAACUUCUG